Cylas formicarius (sweet potato weevil) is the source of this 3387-nucleotide messenger RNA. RefSeq names its product mitochondrial uncoupling protein 4 (gene Ucp4A). The record is from RefSeq and is a predicted model, not a curated record. NCBI's taxonomy places the organism in Eukaryota, Metazoa, Arthropoda, Insecta, Coleoptera, Brentidae. The transcript has 5 exons. The coding region runs from base 306 to 1259 and encodes 317 amino acids. Gene Ontology annotation, biological process: response to cold.
AAAUAGCGCGGCGUUGUCAAGUCAUCGAACGUUCAAAACAAAAAUAAACAAUUACGGGGAUUACUUUAUCGGACGUUUGAACUUUAUAAAUAUGACUUAUCCGAAACUGUUCAGGGGACGGCCAAAAACCGCGGUUAAUCGUUUUAUCCCCGUCGAGAUCAAAGGUCCUCGCUGGAACGAACGCAUGUACUUUUUGUCGUUAUAUAAUUAAUUUUUCAAAAUUAACGUUCGCAGCGUUCCGUCGGUUUUGGUGUUGAAAUGGUCGUGUUCGGUGCCCUUUCCAACAGUAAGGAUUAGCGUCAGAGAUGCCACCCGUGCCCCCCGCAAAACCAGAGUUUCCCAAAUUUGUCGACUCCCUUUGGUGCGUUUACAUCGUUUCCGUCGUAGCCGCUUGGAAUGCCGAAUUCAUUACCUACCCUUUGGAUCUCAUCAAAACGCGACUUCAAAUACAGGGUGAGCUGAAUAAAAAUGGCGAAAAGGUUCCGUACAGGGGCAUGUUCCAGACCGCGGUGGGCAUCGGCACCGAAGAGGGGAUCCACAAAUUAUGGCAGGGCGUCCACGCGGCUUUCAUACGUCACCUGAUUUAUUCCGGCACGCGUAUCAUAACCUACAAGGCGCUGAAAGAGAACGCAUUCAAGCAGAACGCGGCCGACCCUUAUUUUCCGCUAUGGAAAUCCGCCAUUUGCGGGGUCAGUGCCGGCGCAUUCGCCCAAUACAUCGCGAGUCCGACCGAUUUGCUAAAGGUUCAGCUGCAAAUGGAGGGCCGGAGACGACUGAUGGGGCUGCCGCCCCGCGUGCACGGUUUAUGGGACGCGUUCAGGCAAGUGUGGUCGAAGGGCGGGGUCCGGGGUUUGUGGAAGGGUUCCGUUCCGAACGUCCAAAGGGCGGCGCUGGUAAAUCUGGGCGAUUUGACUACUUACGACUUGGCCAAGAGGUUUAUUAUGAGACACACGAGCCUAUCCGACAAUCAUUUCGUUCACGUAAUGGCCAGCUGUUGCGCGGGCUUCGUCGCCGCCUCUAUGGGCACCCCCGCCGACGUAAUCAAAACUAGAGUCAUGAAUCAACCUCUCGACGACAGAGGAAGAGGUCUGCUUUAUUCUUCCUCCAUCGACUGUUUGAAGAAAACGCUGCAGACCGAAGGGGCCCCCGCACUUUACAAGGGGUUCGUCCCAAUAUGGAUGCGAAUGGCGCCUUGGUCUCUCAGUUUUUGGCUCACGUACGAAGAGGUGGUUUCGUUGGUAGGCGCAAAGAGCUGGUAGUGUAUCGCAAACUAAGUGCCAGGCCAAAUUAAACUCUAAUACUCACCGAGGUCAAUUAAGACUGGGACCCUGUCGUCGCGCUUCUUACCAAAGACAGGGUUAGAAAGAAAAAAUAAAACAUAUAGGUCCACGUAGGUUAUAAAGGACAAUGCCUGAAUCUCAGCCUAAAUAAUUAUUUAAUUUCGUGAUGUUACUAGUAACCAAACGAAAGUCUUAUGCCUAUUUAGCAUGCGUUGACGUGAAAAAAAUAAUUUUUUUACUUUGAGAUUCGCCUACUGGAUCGCUUGCCAUUUGCUGGUCCUUUAAAAAACUUUCGAUUGACAUUCAGUUUCCCCCAAGAAUCGUAAACCUAAUACGAUUGCGUAAUCCGCCAAAUCUCUCGCUGGCUGUGACGUAGGUGAAGUCCUGUAUUGGCGCGUUUACUAUGUAAAUGCAUGAGUUUUGAUUGACUUUGAGUAUUUUGAUUAACUAAUAUAGCAUUUUGUUUGGAUAAUCACUUGUUAUUUUUAUUUAAUUUGUCAACAUUAAAUCGUUUUAGUACUUAUUUAAUAAUUAUUGGGAAGUAGCGUAGCAGCUAGGGUAAAAAUAAUACUAUUGCAAUCAAGUUUGCCUUAUAUGUAUUAUCUUGAAACACACAUAUUAAUAAAAUAUUGUUACACAUAAGUACAUAAAACUAGCGAACAAAACGAUUUACUUGUAAAACUUUGUGUUUUAAAUAUACAAAAAUCAACAAAUACUUAUAAAUUAGAAAUCCCUAUUUACCUAAUACCUAAUAACUCAUUUUGUAAGCCUCUUUCGUAAUCAUUUUUAGUAAAAUGAACUGAGCAGUCAUAGCUUUUAUCUGGAUUAAGUUGGUCUUCUCUUCUACAUCGAACUAUCUACUCGUUCCGAAUAGUUCGGGAUACUAGCUUUCCCUUUGGGAAAGCGAUGAAAACUACAUUUUCGAGAACUUGCUUUUUCAUCAAAAUAGUUGUUAUUACACCCAUAUAUGGCACUGUUCCAGGCAUACCUAACUAUUUUUUAAUGUAACUUAUCCCACCGAAAAAGGUAAAAGAAAUUUAUUUCUUACCUUUACCUAUGUUAUUAUGUGUAAUAUUUUGAGCUUACCUCCUAACUAAUAACACCGCUAAUAAGCAGCACGGACACAAAACUUUUAAAUCUUUGUUUAAGGUUAAAAAUACUAUUUUUCUCAGUUCUCGCCACUCAAGCACAUACAAUUUUAAAGUAUUUGUUAAAGCUUAAAACCACUGUUUUGUCCACGGUUUUUUCUACAGAAAUACAAUUAACACCAACAUAAGCGCACUACUCACUAGUUUAAAUUAUUUUAAUUGUUCAAAGAACACAAAAUACCGUUAGAGGACUUCGCUUACGUCACAAGCGACCACGUGCGGUCGAUAAUUUUGGCGUUGGAUUGGACAAUCAAUCCUAUUAGGGUUACGAUUCUUGAGUUUCUCCCAAAAAUCGCGGGAAGUCAUGGAAAGAUUACAGUGUUAAGAUUUUGGUCGUUCCGCGUCACGGAUUAUAGAAUCCGUGUGUACUUUGAGGAUAGAAAAUUUAUUUUUUUGCUUUAAUUUAGACGGAGAACAAUAGUACCGCACUGGAUGUCUUAGAUCCUUGUUUUUAAUCGGCCGCAGACUUAGAAUUAGGUAUCUCAAGGAGUUUUGUUUUGUUUUGCUCAAUUUAGUCAGCCCGAAUAUUAUACUUUUUAGUUUAUAUAGUUUAUAUAUUUUAGUAUAGUUUUUAUAUCGUGAAACAUCGUGGCGAGAUUUUUAGCGCAAUUUACCGAUAAAAUAGGAUAAGGUUUUUACUCAAUCAAGGAAAUAUUUAUUUUAGUAAUCGCUGGGUAAUUAUAAGGUCGUAGGUGUAGCAAAAUAUUGCGUAUUAAGUCAAAAUAUAUGCACAAUAAUAGAGGUGUUCCAUUCGUAAUUAAUAAGUGUUAUUUAUGUAUAAAUUUGGGGUCGAUUAUGGAAAUUUUAUGUACUGUACAAAUGUAAAUAAUUUUUUAAGGGGUGUCUGCUCGCAGCGGCGGAACAGAAAUAUGCAAUUGUCAUUGUUUUUUUUUUGUAUAUUUUUUUUUGGUUCAAUAAAUGAGUUUCAUUGAAACUUCAUUGGCCAGGACUGCUAGGAU